GAGCUCCUGACGGGAUAGCCGUCUGGUUAUAAGCGGGAGGAGGAGGCGGGGCGGCGCGACCUCCUUUUCGUGGGUGCCGCCAUCUUGUCGGCCAGCGCGACCGCCUCCUCUGUCCUUUACCCCUCCCACGUUUGCCUCAGUCCGUCCGGGCUGCUCCCGAGAGAGGGAGCCGGGGAAAGGCUCUUGCGGUUAACAACGGCGGUUUUCAGCGCGUAGCUUGAAUGGAGUGAAAGGUGGGGGAGCGCCCAGGUCGGGAGGAAAAAAAGUCCAACCCGGGAAAGCGAUGGUGAAUGAACGGGACAAAAUUGAGAUGUAAAGAUAGUGAACCUGGCAACUUCAAAUAUAUCUUCAUUUGGGCUAAAUUGUCCUCCUGUCUGUCUAGUUGAUAUGAAAUGAAUGCCGGCAAUAGAUUAUUGCCAAAUGAUCAUUCAGCUCAGAUGAGAAGGAGCAAGAUAUAAAAUGGAAAGAGGAUGUGGUUUACGAAGAAUUGAUGCCUGAAGCAACCCUCAUGAAUUUCAACCACAGCAAUUCAGAGAGCAUCACUGAUGUUUGCCCUAAUGAGGACCUUCCUGAAGUAGAGCUAGUGAGCAUGCUAGAAGAACAGCUGCCUCAGUACAAACUACAUGUGGAUUCUUUAUAUCUUCCUGUAAAUGAUGACUGGAUACAGUCAAGAAGUUCUCACGGUCAUGGUCCUGAAACUUCUUCUCCUGUUCUUGCUGAGGAGGCACUCCAUUAUAUGAUUGCUGGCACAGAUAGAGGAGACCAUGUACCCAAAAAUUGCAAUGAUAUUGAAGUAAUCACUCAUCUGUUGACUGAGAAAGAUCGAGAUCUAGAAUUAGCAGCACGGAUUGGACAAGCCCUUCUUAGACGAAACCAUAUCCUAACUGAGCAAAAUGACGUUCUGGAAGAUCAGUUGGGUCAAGCCUUUGACAAAAUUCACCAGCUACAGCAUGAACUGACAAAAAAAGAUGAACUGCUUCGUGUGGUAUCCACCGCUUCUGAAGAAAGUGAGACUGAUUCUAGCUGUUCCACGCCACUUCGCUUCAAUGAGUCCUUCAACUUAUCACAAGGUUUCUUACAGUUGGAUAUCUUACAAGAUAAACUCAGGGAAUUGGAAGAGGAAAACCUAUUACUUCGAACAAAGGCAUGUCAUUUAAAGACUGAAACUAUGACAUACGAAGAUAAGGAGCAUCAGCUAGUCACUGACUGUGUUAAAGAAAUAAAGGAAACAAAUGCUGAGAUUGCAAGAAUGAGGGAAGAAUUGAUGAGGAAAGAUGAAGAGCUGAUUAACUACCAGGAGGAAAUCUCAUCCCUUUUAUCUCAGAUUGUUGAUCUUCAGCAUAAGAUCAAAGAGCAUGUAAUUGAAAAAGAAGAAUUGAAGCUACAUCUACAAGCUUCUAAAGAUGCCCAGAAACAGCUGACAGCAGAGCUGCAUGAGGUCCAAGAGCGGAAUGUGGAAUGUUUGGGGAUGCUGCAGGAGUCCCAAGAAGAAGUGAAAGCGUUGCGCAGUACCAGCCAAGCAGCCCUUCUCUGUCGACCGCAGUUGUGCGGAGCAUUUCCUGUGGAAUCUCUGGCAGCAGAAAUUGAGGACAUGCGGAAAGGGAUAAGUUUGGAUGAGGAAUCACUGGGUAAACAAAAAACAUGGAAACUCCAGAAGCUGAGCCAUCCAGGUAUCCCUGCAGACGAUGAUGUAGCCACUGCUUUGCAUAAACUUAAUCUCCGUUGUCAGAAUUACCUGGGUGAAAAAUGGUUUUUCGAAGAAGAAUUGAAGCGGGAGAUGCGUUCGCUGGCUGACCAAAAGGAAGAUCUCGUUGUCUGCAGCACACCAGUAAACAAUUCCCUUUCUUUGAAUAGCAGUUCAGAACGUUUUGAUUUCUCUGGAUCUUCUAGCAGCAUGUGGUCUCUUCUCCCAGAGAAAUUGCAAAUCGUCAAACCCCUUGAAGGCUCCCAGACCCUGUUUCAUUGGCAACAGCUGGCUCAGCCCAACCUAGGUACUAUUCUUGACUCUCGCCCUGGUGUCGUCACAAAAGAUUUUGCACCACUGUCUCAGGAGGAUGUUUAUUACCUUUCUGAUCUGGAAGAAGAUGAAGAAAGGGAUGAAGGCAUCACCUUCCAGGUCUCUUCACAGGAGGAAAGUAAACAGGCAGUGCCAAAGUCAGUGCCAGGGAUUUUCCUCCCACCUGUUAAAUUAGCGGCAGUCCCCCAUACAGCUUCCAAUCCAGGGAAAUGUCUUUCUUCUACAAACUCUACAUUUACUUUUACUACCUGUAGAAUACUUCACCCAUCUGAUAUAACGCAGGUUACACCCAGUACUUUGUAUUCUCCCUUGUGCUCCGGAAGUUGUAGCAGUACAGGCAGUGUAAUUACCAGCUCUCCACCCAUGUUGUAUAAGCUUAGUACUGGAGAAUUCCUUACAAGCAGAAGAGAUUCAACCACCACUUUCAGUAGCACUAGAAGUUUAGCAAAAGUUUUGCAAGAACAAGGCAUCUCAGCCACGGUUUACAACACUCCGGUCCAACUUGAAGCCCCCCUGCUUCCUCAUCCCAAGAUGCCUGCUGUGCCCUCAACCCCUCCAAAUUCUCCUUUGCAUUCCCCUUGUUCUUCCCCUCAGCCUUUUGAGUCUCGAGCAUGUGUGUCUGAAAAUUUUUUGGCCUCUCGGCCAGCUGAAACAUUAUUACAUGAGCUGUACGGACAAAAACUCUCGAAUCCUGAUGCAGGACAGCUGAAGAUGAAUCUCGUAGAGAGGCUAAAGAAACUGGGGAUUGCUAGAGCUGUCAAACAGCCUGAGGCAGGGGUUAGAAAGAGUCAGAGGGAAAGUAGCUGUCUCCAAAGACAAAGCUCAGGAGUGUAUGUUAGUGCAGGCAGCAAUUUGAUGGGGGGCUUGAGAAGGAACCACAGUCUUCCAGUCUUGAUUGGGGCACUUGCAGGCCCAGUUAGCACAUCCUCCACAACAAUGGAGGUCUUGAAAGAGGAUUGAGCUAUUUAGCAUCAGACACUCUUAGUUGGGGAACCAAUGCUUCGAAAUGGAAAGAUAGUAAAAAUGGUUGCAUUAAAUAUAAGGUUGUUUGAAUAACAAAGGCAUGUGGCUAAAUGGGAUAUGGGAGGGUCAGUAUCAGAAAUUUUAAAAGUUAAGAAAAGAAGAAAAUCGAGGAAAUAACAUUCAAUCGCCUUGAGACAAUUGAAAACACAUUGUCAUGAUUAAAUAAUGCAAACAAAUACAUUUUCUACCAUUUGAUAUUAAAAGAACAAGCAAAUGUCUAUGCAACUUUAUUUUAGAAUAUGUUUUAUUGGAUGUCAUCCAAGAGAUCUGUAUGCAUAAAUAGACCAUCUCAAAUUAUACACGAUUGUAAGGAAGGGCAUUCUUCAAAUAACAGGUGCAAUCUGUUUAUAGAGAUGAAAUCCGAUUCAUUCUAAUGUAGAAAGAUCAGGUGAAAUAUUCUUUUAUUAAGCAAUCUCACACAUUAGGAGAAAUCUAGGAGUGUUUUUGCACAAACAAAAAACCUCAGCAUUUUAAAAAGUUUUAUGUGCUUUGUGGAGGUUCUAUAUACAUUUGGGAGGAUAUAUUUGGCAAGCAAGCAUUUAUUACCUUAUACGUAGCAAUAUUUGGAAGAUGUUUAGCAUAUUAAUGUUGGAAUAAUCUUGGAGAAAAUUCCAUACAUUUGAAACACAAUCAGUAAUUAAUAAAAAUAAUCUCUUUAAAGUACAUUAUAAAAAUAACAACUUUCUGAUUCUCGGGAAGCUAAGGCACAGCUUUCAGGGAGAAAUCUCGCAAUAUUUACAAAAUAAUAGGCACAAUUGUAUUAAUGUGAAACAGAAUUACAGCUAUUCUAGCUGCAGUAGACAAAGAAUUUCCAUUCAUAAUUAAGUGUAAGACAGAUUCCAAGCUUAAAAGUUUCCGAAGCAAUUUUGGGAUGGCAGAAUUUCGUGUUUCACAAAAUGAGCACAGUGGGAUAGUUGUGAAUGUGAAACAAAUGGGAAGGAGAAAAAGCACAAGGGGGCACAGUUUUUUCUUCUAUACUUGGAUAACGGAAGGAAGGGAUUCUUAAAAUACACACAUCUCACUUACUCAGUUAAUUGCUAAUCAAAAACACUUGCAAAGAGUGUCAUGACUAAACUAAGCUGCUUGAUUUAUAGUUACGAUGAACAAAUAUAGCCCUCUCGCCAUAGAUCAAGCAGGAGAGGAAUAAGAUAAAAGCUGAAUGGUUUGAAAAUUAAACACCAAAAAUGAUUAUAUUAUUUACCUGUGGGUUUUAUAAGGCUAUUCUCCAUAUUAAAGACAUCAUAGGGUGCAUUCAGAAAUACUAACUGGGCUGGAGGUAAACCAUCCAGGUAGCUUUAUAUAUCAAUGAAUCAAAAGUAAGGGCUUUCCCCCCCCUUGAAUAGGCAUUCUAGGUGAAGAUUUAGAAGGAUUCCUUUAAACAAAUGUUUUCAACGUUGCAAACAGCCAUGCAAAGUAGCUUAUCAAUUCAGUCUCAGUAUCAAUCAUUGUGCUUGGCACCAUUGGUUGCAGCUAAUAAAUUGUAAAUGGUGCUUGUAAAUAGUAAAAAAUGUAUUUAUUUAAGCUUCUAUAUACGGGUUAAUUCUAUUUAAAUUAUAAGUAUAUUUUAAUUUUUUUUUAAGCUUGUAAAAUGCAAUUCCUUUGUGAUGUUUAAAAACUUGCUUUCCUUGGCAAGACAAAUAAAAGGGAAUAUUUAAGUAAGGUUCCAAAGCAGCCUGCCAUACUUUUAUAUAAACCGAGAAAAACCUGGGUAAUGAAACAGAAGCAUUCGAGAUAAUCCGCAGUAACUACAGGGAACCAAGCACAAUAUUUCAACUACUGUGGAUUUGAUGCAUGUUUUAUAUACUAUGUAAAUUCUUUUUAGAUCAUAGUAAUUUCGAAUGGCCAUUCCUAAUUGGAUUCAUAUCUUUGUCUUUUUAAAUUAUUUCUGUUGGAAUGGUUCAAAAGAAAGAUUUAAUAAGGUUUUCUUCUGUCGCUGAUAACAAGAAAGACCUUGUAAAUCAGACUCCUUUCUUUUGAACCAUAUCCUAUAAGUCUUGUAAAACUAUUCAGUAAAUAUAGGUUUAUUUGAAAAGGUUUUUUCCCCCCCAGUUUUUCCAAAUAUGAAUUAUCUAAGAUGUCAUAUUCUGAUUUUUUUUUUACUUGGCCUGGCUUACAUUUUUUAUCUUCGGUAUUAAUAAUGAGCGUGUAACCGGUAGCAGAAAAAUCAAAAUUUACUUCCCUCCAAAGUUAAAAUGCUAAUUACAUAGCAUGCCUACAGACCCUCCUCUCAAAAGAAUUAGCUGAGAGCUAGAGGAGCAGUAUUUUUGUGCCAAAGCUCUUUUUAAAAAAUGGCCUUGGAAAUAGAAAACAGAUAAAGAAAUAACAAUCAGAACAGUUACCAGAAAUACAUUACGAUGAACUAUCCCAGAUAGCUGCUGUUAUAAUGAAUGACCCAUCUUGCAGGAUUGAUAAAGCUAACAAUAACAACCCUAUAAAAUCCUUAGAAGAAUUAUCAUGAUCACUUUCAUAUGUACUUUGAUACCAUAUUUGAGUGCCAAUUUUUCAUAAAGAAAUAGAUGCGCAUGUGAUUUAAAACCAUAUUGUUAAAUAUUUCAUUAUUAUCUGAACUCUUUAUAUGUUUCAUAACAAUAUGUAUGCUUCAGUCUGCUUGAAUGAAAAGAAUGCUUUUUAAAAAAAACAAAUGUAUCUAUUUUAAUAUGCAAAUGUAGAUGUCAUUUUUUUUCUGCAGGCAAAACCUGAAAUGAAUUUCAUUUGAGAUAUUAUGUCAACUGUAAUUCAACAUACAAUAAAGGAUAUUUCUUUUUGGCUUUCCCCUUAGAAUAUGCAUUUCUGAAGUUAUAAUCUGUGACAGGUUGUUUUUGCAUAUUAUAGUCAAAUUGAAGCUGGAUAAUAAAACCCAUCUUUUUGCACA
Thamnophis elegans (Western terrestrial garter snake) is the source of this 5912-nucleotide messenger RNA. RefSeq names its product trafficking kinesin protein 2 (gene TRAK2). Gene Ontology annotation, biological process: anterograde axonal transport of mitochondrion; neurogenesis. The record is from RefSeq and is a predicted model, not a curated record. Gene Ontology annotation, cellular component: dendrite. Gene Ontology annotation, molecular function: GABA receptor binding. NCBI's taxonomy places the organism in Eukaryota, Metazoa, Chordata, Lepidosauria, Squamata, Natricidae.